CGCUCGUUUAGGAAAAGAAAGAUAAAAUCGAACUGUGAGAAGAAACAUUAGAGGAUUAGUGCUGUAUCGUCUUUUUUGGCGGUCGAGGCCAACACCAAGAACUCCGCCGGCGGGAAAGACAGCCCGUGGACAAUUAUGCAAAUACUCGGACAAAGGGGGGAUAUUCGGCAGCCAGUAGAUGACGCCUUAUUAAGAGACCUACUUAAUACAAAGUAUAUUAUCUAUCUGGAACAAUGGGAAGGACAAAGAGUGUUCAGGGACAUGGUUGAAAAGACGAUUUCAAGGCAUAUAGAUUUCUCUUCUACUAGAAUGACCAAAACGGUGGCGUAGUCAGUAUCUCUGCUCGAGAUUGCCCAGAUGAGGCUUCUUCUUCAUU
This is a messenger RNA of Mollisia scopiformis, 376 nucleotides long. RefSeq lists its product as uncharacterized. The transcript has a single exon. The record is from RefSeq and is a predicted model, not a curated record. Bases 136 to 330 code for a protein of 64 amino acids. NCBI's taxonomy places the organism in Eukaryota, Fungi, Ascomycota, Leotiomycetes, Helotiales, Mollisiaceae.